AUGGCUGAAGUGCCUCGUACGAUUUUGCUCGUCGUCACUACUGGCGGCUUCACACACGCGGCGCCCGUCCUGGAGCUGGGCAAGGUUCUCUCCGCGCGCGGGCACAACAUCGAGUUUGCCACUCUGGACGGCCAAGAGAACUGGGUCAGCGGCUAUGAAUUCGUCACCAAGGUCCAUGUUCUUGGGCCGGGUCCAACAGAAGAACAAAUGAACAGUCACUACCUUCGCAUGCGCGACUGGGACAUGUCCAGGGGGGUAGCGACCACCAUGGAGUCCAAGUUCAUGUUCGACUCGUUCUGGCCCCAGACGUAUAAGCGCUUGAAGGCCAUCAUGGAGGACGACUCCAGUGCGAAGCCGGGCAUGAUUGUGGCGGAUUUCUUCGCCGACGCCGUUAAAGACGUACACUUUGAGUAUCGUGUGCCCCUGGCCGUGGUGUGGCCGCAAAUGCCCCAUCUCAUGUUCCCCUGCUCCUACAUACCGGGCGAGCCGGGAUUUCAAAUAGAGGGGACCUUGACGUCGGAAGACGCGUCGAUGUGGCUGCGGCUCAGGAAUGAGUGGGUGGUGAUUCGGGCGCUGCCGCAGAUCGUGAAGCUGUCCAGGUUCACCAGGGCGAUGCGCAGGAAGGCCGGCGUCGGCUAUGACUUGCCGAGUCCCACGAAGCCAGACUACCUGGUGUUGGUCAAUUCAUUCUAUGGGCUGGAGGUGCCAAAGGACCUGCCGCCUCUAUGUGCGCCGGUAGGACCGAUUCUGGGCGACGAGUUCCCCCCCCUGGAUGAUGCCACGGACAGGUUCCUCGCCGGACACGGGAAGACGGUGUAUGUCGCGCUGGGCACGCACGUCAUCCUCACGAACGACGACACGGCAAAGAUUGUCAACGGGCUGCUGCGACUCCUUGCAGAAGGCCUGGUUGACGGCGUGAUUUGGGCAGUGGGCAGAAGCGGUCGUCGAGACAUGGACGGCGGCCAGACAUUCCAACACCAGGGCCGGGCCCUACGGCUGGGGGACUUGAUGGACGGCAGACACCCGGACUGGCUGUUUACUCUGUUCGCUCCCCAGCGAGCCAUACUGGACAGCGAUUCGGUGUGUCUGUACUUUACCCACGGCGGCGGCUCCAGCGCCAAUGAGGGCGUCUACCACGGAAAGCCAAUGCUGGCCAUGGGCAUCUUCUCGGACCAAGUCGCAAACAUGACGCGGCUCGUAGGGGCCGGCGUGGCCGAACCGCUGAACAAGUUCCGCUUCACGUCGGACGAACUGUACACCAAGGCACGGACGAUGUUGCGAGACGAGCAAGGCCUCUAUGCGAGGAACGUGCUGCGGCUGCGGCGCAUUGCCCGCGUGGCCGCCCGUCGAAAGCACCACGCGGCUGAUUUGAUAGAGGAGCUGAUGUAUGACGCUGAGCUGAGGUUUCAAGGAGACAGGGAGCUGCGGCCCAUGCAUUUGCAGACGGCGGAUAUGAGAAUGCCCAUGUACAAGGCUAGAAACUGGGAUCUGAUGGCUGCUGGAGCCGUUGUGGUUGCUUCAGUAUCGGGACUUGGGAUUACUCUCGGGAAGAUGCUGUGGAUGCACAGGAAGUUGGUGACCAGCUCGGUUGGAUCCUUAUUUUCAGGUUCUUGA
Molecule: messenger RNA, 1614 nt
Organism: Metarhizium brunneum ARSEF 3297
Lineage: Eukaryota; Fungi; Ascomycota; Sordariomycetes; Hypocreales; Clavicipitaceae
Gene: UGT3A1
Product: UDP-glucuronosyltransferase 3A1
Molecular function (GO): UDP-glycosyltransferase activity
Source: RefSeq, a predicted model, not a curated record